AUGUUUUAUGUGGUGAUUGAGGUGGACAACUUGCAUUCCGAAGAAGCGCCGAAAGACCAUGCGAAAAUCGUAAAGUUUUCAUAUCAAUUCGUGAACGCAGAAACCUUGGAAACGGUGUUAGAAGAGAACAAGCAUGUGACGCUUGAGAAUGAAAUCAAGCUACAGGAGGCGGUGAGUCGGUUAGAUGAAGACAUUACGAAAUCUAUUGGCAACGAAGAUUUUGUCAUUUGUUCGUUAAACUCGACUUGGCACUUCCGUGUCACAAUUCCAAGGCAGGCGCGGGACGAAGUUUUCAUCCUACCGCCGCAUUUACAGCAUCCAAAGGUAUUUGACCUGUGGAAGGAGUACGAUAGAUGGUGCGUGAAUCACCCAGAGACGUUGGCUCUGCGUACGGGCAGUGUUGUGGCCAACAAGAGAACUAAAGAUAUUGGUGAAUUGAGAAGAGUUUUGGAGCUGGACCAACGUGAGUCUGACGCCGAAGCGGAAACGGUCGCGGAGGCGGAGCCGACUACUUCAGAUGUUUAUUCUGCCAAAUCGAUUGACCAAUUGUCCCAAACUUUGGAAACUUUACUGCAAUUGCACAAGAAGUGCGUCACUGCUGAGGAUAAAGCCAUGGUUUUGACCCAUCCUUACGAUUCGCAUCUGGAUGUGCGCAAUUUUUUGCAAGAGCGCUCGAAAGUACUUUACAUGAACAACCUACCUCCAGAUACUACCCAGAGCGAACUCGAGUCCUGGUUCACGCAAUUUGGCGCGCGGCCUAUUGGGUUUUGGACCGUCAAAAACAUUGUUGAAGAAACUUCCAACGUUAAUAACAAUUGGUCCAGCAACAAUAGCACGUAUGUCGAGGCGCAAGACAGCAUUUCAGGGUUUGUCGUUUUCCAGUGUCAUGAAGACGCAACAGAGGCCUUGGCUCUCAACGGACGGUCAAUUCUUUCGAAUAUUGCCAACACAAAGCAGCCUCGCGUGAUUGAGCACAUCGUAGAGAUUCAACCUUCCAGCGCUCGCGUCCUUGAUCGUGCCCAGGAAAUUUUGUCACCGUUUCCACAAAGCAAGAACAAACCCCGGCCUGGAGAUUGGAGUUGCCCAUCCUGCGGAUUUUCCAACUUUCAACGACGUACUGCUUGUUUCCGGUGUUCUUUCCCUGCUACCAGCGCUUUGGCUAAUAACAAAAAUGCAUACAUGAAAACAACCAAUCCUGCUCAAUCGCAAAUGCAGCACACAGCAAACGCAUACAAGACAAGACCAGGGACGCCUGCUCAACAAUUACCACAAUUUCAGCAUGCCCAGUUCCAGCAACAGCAACAUCGCAUGCGGUUCACUCAGGGACAACGUUACCCUCAAAAUCCACAGCAACAAAAUGGAUCGAACGUCCCAUUCAGAGCAGGUGACUGGAAAUGUCCAAACUGUACUUAUCAUAAUUUCGCGAAAAACAUCGUAUGUUUGCGCUGCGGAGGGCCAAAGAGCGGCGAUACUCGGAACAAGGAUACGAAUACCGGUAAUUCUCUUGGUGAUAUUCAGGGAAUGGGGAGUGAAUUGGGAGUUUCUUUGGGACCAAAUAAUUUUUCAGAAUCUGAGUGGUAA
Molecule: messenger RNA, 1581 nt
Organism: Lachancea mirantina
Lineage: Eukaryota; Fungi; Ascomycota; Saccharomycetes; Saccharomycetales; Saccharomycetaceae
Source: the annotation of a GenBank genome assembly